AUGUCCAACCCAGUUCGUUUGAGGUGCAACCAGUAUGGCAAGGCGUACUCUGCUAGUGUCUGCAUCGAAGAACACUCUGCCUGGCUGUAUAAGCAGGCAAACACACCGUUCAAUCAACGCCGGGGGACAUCCCCGCAUGCUAGUUUACCCCAGCCCCAUUUUGGUGCAUGCAUGCUCUAUCAGCGUAUACACUUGCAGCUGCAGGAGCAGCAGCAGCAUUGGCAUGAGGGGGAGCGAGCCUACGUCAUAGCAGCAGCAGCAGCAACAAACGGCAGCAGCAGGCGCAAUAACAACAGCAGCAGGAACAGCAGCAGCAGCAGCAGCAGCAGGGUGUUGCUGCAGCAGAUGGGCCAGCGUCGCCGUUUGCCUAGCCGCCCUGUGGGGGGCGCUGCCCCGCUGCAGCAGCCUGCGGUGUAUGCAGAAGAGUUUAUGAGGGCUCCUCGUCGGUUGCAGCCGCUGCUGAGGAGCAGCAGAUAUCCCCCAGAGGAGCAGCACUUGCUGCUCCCACCUUCAAAGAGAGGCCCCCCUGCAGCAGGGGAGUGGCUGCAGCAUCGGCGCCAACCGCCGCCUGCAGCAGCAGCAGCAGCAGCAGAUGUAGGGGCUCCGAAGCGGCAGCAGAAUCAGCAGCAGCAGCAUCGGAGACGAGUAAUCCUGCAGGAAUGCCCCAGGGCUGCUGCGGGAGAGCCCCGUGCUGCAAGGGAAGCAGCAGCAGCAGCAACAACUGCAGCAGCAGCAACAGGUGAAGCAGGCACCAAAGGGAAAGACAUACGCGGAAGAAAUCCGGCAGUAGCAGCAAAAGAAGAGACAGCUGCAGCAACAAGGUCUGCAGCAGCUAAGACGCGGGCAGGGCAUGCAGAGCCUGCAGCAGCAGCAUCAGCAGCAGCAGCACCACUUCGAGCCAGACGCCCUUCUGCUGCAGCAGCAGAAUCUGAAGCAAGCACAUCUGCAGCAAAGGAUCGUGGUGAAGGAGCAGCAGCAGCAUCAGGAGGAGCUGCUGCUGCUGCUGCAGACACGUCACCUCCCGAAAAGAAGCCAGCAGCACCAAAGACUGCAGCAGCAGCAACAUCAGCAGCAAGCCCUGCAGCAUCUGCUGAAGCCGGGGCAGGAGAAGCAAGACAUGCUAGACGCGCAGAUACAGCAGCAGCAAGCGCCUCACCAGAAGCAGCAGAUACCUCAGCAGCGGCAGCAGACACCUCAGCAGCAGCACCGAGUGCGUCUGCAGCAGCAGCAGCAAAUACUGCAGCACCAGCAGAAGCAAAACGUGCUGCUGUCCGCGAGGCACCAGCAGCAGCAGCAGCAACUGCAGGGGCUGCUGCAGCAACGGCAGCAGGCCAAGGAACGAAGAGGACAGUCGUAUUAACCAGCAGGCUCCCUGUUGCUGCAGCAGCAGCAACAACAACACCAGCAGCAGCAACAGCAGCAGCAGCAACAACUGAAGCAACAGCAGAGAGGAACGGAGAAGGGAGAGAGAGGCAACGGGAGGCUCUUGCACGUGCAGCUGCUGCUGGCGCCGCUUCAACUGAACAUCAAGUGUGUCGCAACAGCAGCAGCGGCAGCAGCAGCAGCAGCAGCAGCAACAGCAGCAGCAGCAGCAACUGCCUGCAUGAGAGGCAGGAUCGAGGAACUGAGGGCUCUGAUUUGCCUGUCGUCAUCUGCGACUUAAGCCGAUAUACCAAGGGACAGAUAGGUUUUCGCUGGCGCACUGCAGCAGAAGCAGCAGCUGGCAUCGGGGGCCCCAUCUGCGGAGGCAGCGGAUGCAAGACCCAGCAGAAGCAGCAAGAGACUGCAGCAGCAUUGCGUUUGCUGCAGCAGCAAAUUGCUGCUCUCCGCGAAGAGAGGGGCCUCCCUGAUGAAGAUUUCUUACGUGCUGCUUUGCUGCAGUGCAGCAAAGAGAAGGAAGCAGCAGCAGCAAAGGUGGACAAGUUGCAAGCAGCAGCAGCUGCUGCUGCCGCAGAAGCUCGAUCUGCUGGCUUUGCUGCAGCAGCAAGCAAAGCAAACGGGGACCGCAGCAGCAAAAGACUGGAAGAUGCCGCAGCACGUGCUGCUGAUCGGGCUGCUGCUGCUGCUGCUUCUCUAGAGGACGCAACACAGGCUGCCGCAGCAGCGACUGCAGCAGCAGAGGAAGCAGCAGCAGCAGUAGCAGCUGCUGCUGCUGCUAUCGACCUUACUCAAGAUCAUAAGAUGCGGCGGCUGCUGGAGCAGCAGCACCACCUGCAGCAGCAGCAGCGGGCUCUGGUGCAGUGCCGUGUCUGCGUGCGCUGCGCCUUUAAGUUGAAUUAUGAUGCCCUGCGGAAGGAGACCCACAGAGAGGAGACACGGAGACGGCUGGAGAAGCAGCAGCAGCGGCUGCUGCGGCAGUUGAGGCGGCUUGAGAGGAGAAGCGCCUCUCGCAGCAGCAGCAGCAGCAGCAGCAGCAGCAGCAGCAGCAGCAGCAGGUGCCUCAUUAGGAAAAGAAAGAAAGGAGCAACCCAGACGCUGGCGCGGGGUGUAUGCCCACCUCUAGCACCGGGGGAAAUCGUCCGGGUCAGCAGCAGCAGCAGCAGAAGCAGCAGCAGCAGCAGCAACAGAAGCAACAGCAGAGACGCCGCUGAGGCGUUUAUCAUCUCCAGCAGCAGCAGCGACAGCAGCAGCGACACAGAUUCUUCUGUUGUGUUUAGCGGGCACCAUCAAGCUGCAGCCAGCAAGGACUCUGCUGCACCACCAGCUGCUGCAGCAACAGCAGCAAAAGACUCAGCUGGCGGAGCAGCAGCACCAGCUCCUGCUGCUGCUCCGCACGUAGCAGAUCCCGCGUCUUCAAAGGCAGCAGCAGCAGCAGCAGCGCCACGGGCUGCAGCAGCACACGCUCAGCCCAGCAAUGGUCGCAGCAGGAGCCCUGGAGGGCAGCACUUAGGGCAGCAAGACAUAGAGCAGCUGCAGCAGCGGCACCAGCAGCAGCAACAGCAGAGUAACGUGCGGCAUAUACCAACUAGCUGGGGCCGCAGUGUCAGCCGAAGCGUUAGCAGAAGCAUCAGCAGAAGCCCCGCCAGCUGUCCCCGCAGCCGCAGCAGAAGCAGCAGCAGCACCAGGAGCAGGCUUUGCAGCAGCAGCAGCAGCAGCAGCAGCAGCAGCAGUAGCAGCAGCAGCAGCAGCAGCAGCACCUGCUGUGCUACGGAGACCUCGAGGCAGCUGGGGGGCACCCCAGCGCCUUCGGUAGAACCACACCGGAGCAGCAAACCUUCUGAUGGCAGCAGCUCCCCUGUGCUUAAGCCCCAAAGGAGCAGCAGCAGCAGCAGCAGCAGCAGCAGCAAACUGGGAGGCAGCGAGAGCCACAGCAAAAGGAACGGAAACACCAGUAGCAGCAGCAGCAGCAACAACAACAGCGGAUGCACUAUGGAGGCCACUAAAAGGUAUGGAGACAGCAGCAGCAGCAGCAGCAGCAGCAGCAGCAGCAAUCCUCAAGGCAGCCGAAACGCCCGAUAUGACAGCAGCACAAACGCCAGCUGCAGGUUGGCUCCUCGUAACAGCAGCAAUAACAGAAGCCGCAGCAGCAGCAGCAGAUAUAGGCCCCGAAGCAGCAGCAGCAACAGCAAAUAUCCUACGUAUAGCAGCAGCAGCAGGCGUCCCCCUGACAGCAACAGCAGCAGCAGAUACCCGCCCUAUGGCAAUAUAAACAGAUACCCCGUCAACUGUAGCAGCAACGGCAGCAGCAGCAGCAGCAGCGGAUAUCCUCUCUACAGCAGCAACAGCAGAUACCCGCCCUGCAUCAGCAGCAGGGACCCGCGGUUUGGCAGCAGCAGCAGCAGCGAAUACCCUCCCUAUAGCAGCAGCAGAAUGCCCCCUUAUGGCAGCAGCAGCAGCAGCAGACAUCCGCCCUUAAGCAGCAGCAGCAGCAGAUACCCGCCUUAUGAAAACAGCAGAAUCAGCCUCCCGCCGGGCAGCAGCAGCAGCAGCAGACUACCCCCUUACAGUACUGGCAGCAGCAGCAGCAGAUACCCGCCUUACAGCAGCAGCAGCAGCAGAUACCCGCCUUACAGCGGCGGCAGCAACAGCCGAUACCCCCCUUACAACAGCAGCAGCAGCAGCAGCAGAUACCCCCCUUACAGCAGCAACAGCAGCAGCAGAUACCCCCCUUACAGCACCAGCAGCAGCAGCAGACACCCUCCUUACAGCAGCAGCAGCAGCAGCAGAACUGGGGCUUACACCGGAAGAGCCCCUGAGUUGAGCAACCGGUUCAGCAGCCGCAGCAGGAGCGGCAGCAGCAGCUACCGCAGCAGCAGCCGAAGGAGGCAGCAUUUGGUAGAGCGAAACAGCAGCGGUCAAAGGGGCCUCAGCAGCAGCAGCAGCAGCAACAGAAGGGUCCACCCCAUGCGCAGCAGCAGCCGCAGCAUUUCCCUGGAGAGACGGGUAAAGGAGACAGCAGCAAAUAACAGCAGCAGGGAUGCCAGGCUCGGAAGACACCGCAGCAGCAGCCGCAGCAGCCGCAGGAGCAGCAGCAGCAGGAGACAGAAUUUCCGUGCACCCCACAGAACGCCGGCGUGCCGAGCGCAUGCAGCAAAGCCCGUUGCGGCUUCUGCUGCUGCUGCUGCUGCUGUUGCUGCUUCUGGCGGGGCGAGAGCGGGCGCUGACGGCCCCUGCAGCAGGGAAGCAGCAGCAGCGCACAAGGACAGAGGGCCCUUUGUGCAGGAGACACCUGAGCAAGCAGCAGCAGGAGCAGCAGCAGCAGCAGUAGCAGCAGCACGGCAGGAAGAAAGAAAGGCAGGGCCGUUGGCAUCUGGGGAGCUGUUGUAUGAAGAAGCAAAAUGCGCAAGUGACCCUGCUGCAGCAGCUGCUGCAGCGGUUGCUGCUGCCGAGGACGCAGCAGCACAAGAAGCAGCAGCUGCAGCAGCAGAAGAUGAAGCAGUUGUUGCAGCAGCAGACGCAGAAGCUGCUGCUGCAUGCGGAAACAUGGAUUACCACCGGCUCUCCUUGAGCGCCUCCUCUCCUCUUCGAGAGUAG
Molecule: messenger RNA, 4974 nt
Organism: Eimeria acervulina
Lineage: Eukaryota; Apicomplexa; Conoidasida; Eucoccidiorida; Eimeriidae
Exons: 7
Coding region: 1-4974 (1657 amino acids)
Source: RefSeq, a predicted model, not a curated record